Molecule: messenger RNA, 3668 nt
Organism: Cololabis saira (Pacific saury)
Lineage: Eukaryota; Metazoa; Chordata; Actinopteri; Beloniformes; Belonidae
Product: semaphorin-3D
Exons: 18
Coding region: 145-2412 (755 amino acids)
Biological process (GO): positive regulation of cell migration; neural crest cell migration; semaphorin-plexin signaling pathway
Molecular function (GO): chemorepellent activity; semaphorin receptor binding
Source: RefSeq, a predicted model, not a curated record
AACCAGAACCAGGACCUGGAUCUGGACCAGGACCUGGACCAGAACUAGGACCGGAACAGAAACCAGGCUGUGUCCAGAACCAGAACCAGGACCAGGACCAGGAGACCAGUGGGACUCGUCCCCCAGUCCCUCCUUGCCCUGAAGAUGUGCUUUGCUGCAGUCCUGCUGCUGGUCUGUCUCCUCCCGCCGGCCUCGCUGCAGCCCCAGACCGGGACCUGGACCCAGACCUGGACCCAGACCGGACCCCGGCUGCAGCUCUCGCACUCAGACCUAAAGACCGGCUCCGUCUCCUCCUGGAAGGGGGGCGUCAGCGGCGGGUACCAGGUCCUGCUGGUGGACGAGGACCGAGGCUGGAUCCUGGUCGGGGGGAAAGACCACAUCUACCUGCUGGACCCGGACCGGCUGGACCUGCCGGGCCGGAGGAUCCGCUGGACCGCCGCCCCAGAGAACGUGGAGCGCUGCAGGCUAGCGGGGAAGAGCCUGGAGAGCGACUGCGCCAACUUCGUGCGCCUGCUGCAGCCGUUCAACAAGACCCACGUUUACGCCUGCGGCACCGGAGCCUUCCACCCGCAGUGCAGCUACCUGCACCUGGGGGGCCACCUGGAGGAGCCAGUGUUCGUGUUGUCCCACCCACUGGAGUCGGGGAGAGGGAAAUGUCCCUUCAGUCCCAGAGAACCUUUCACCGCCAGACUGACCGACGGAGAGCUGUACUCGGGCACCUCGGUGGACUUCAUGGGGGCCAACGCCGCCAUCUUUCGGACGGCGGUUCAGGGAAGCAGCCAGGAUUAUAUCAGGACGGAGGCUUUUGAUCACAACUGGCUCAACGAACCGGACUUCGUGGGCUCCUUCUCCAUCCCCGACACCCACAGCCCCGACGACGACAAGGUCUACUUCUUCUUCAGGGAGAAGGCGGUGGAGGCGGGUCAGUGGGACCGGCGGGUCCACAGCCGGGUGGCCCGGGUCUGCAAGAACGACGUCGGGGGGAAACGGAGCCUCAUCAACCGCUGGACCACCUUCCUCAAGGCCCGGCUGGUCUGCUCGGUUCCAGGACCGGCCGGGGUGGACACCCACUUCGAUGAGCUAGAGGACAUCUUUGUUCUGGAGACCAAGGACCCCCAGAACCCGACGGUCUACGGCGUCUUCAGCACCUCCAGCUCCAUCUUCCGGGGUUCGGCGGUCUGCGUCUUCUCCAUGGCCUCCAUCCGCGCCGCCUUCAACGGGCCGUUCGCCCACAAGGAGGGUCCGGACUACCGCUGGGUGGAGUACAAGGGCCGGAUCCCGUACCCGAGACCCGGAACCUGUCCCAGCGAGACGUACGACCCCCAGCACCAGAGCACCCAGGACUUCCCUGACGAGGUGGUGAGCUUCAUGCGGCAGCACCAGCUGAUGUGGGAGCCGGUCCUGCCCCUGGGGGGACGGCCCGUCCUGACCCGGGUCAACGCGCCCUACAUGAUCCGCAGGGUGGUGGUGGACCGGGUGGAGGCCGAGGAGGGGCCCUACGACGUGCUGCACCUGGGCACAGAUGACGGGAAGGUGGUAAAAGCCGUUUCAGUCAUUAAGGACAACGGGGAGACGGAGGAGAUCAUCCUGGAGGAGCUGACCGUCUUCCAGAGUCCGACUCCCAUCCUGAGCAUGCAGCUGUCCACCAAGAGACACCAGCUGUUUGUGUCCAGCGACCUGGGCCUGGUCCAGCUCGGUCUGCAGAGAUGUGAGUUCUACGGGUCCGACUGUGCCGACUGCUGCCUGGCCCGAGACCCGUACUGCUCCUGGGACGGCCAGACCUGCUCCAGAUACUUCCCCCCCGGCAAGAGGAGGGCCCGCAGACAGGAUGUGAAGUACGGAGACCCCUGGAGUCAGUGCCCCCCCCCAGAGGACGGUCCGGCCCCCCCGGCGGCCAGGCCGGUCUACGGCGUGGAGGCCAACGCCACCUUCCUGGAGUGCAGCCCGCGGCCGGCGCAGGCCGGACUCCGCUGGACGGUUCAGCCGGACGACCCGCAGGGGGCGGAGCGGCAGAUCCAGGGUGACGGGCGGGUCCUGCAGAUGAAGGGGGGUCUGCUGAUCCAGGUCCUGGUUCCGGGGGACUCGGGUCUCUACACCUGCAGGGGUCAGGACGGGUCCUACAGCCAGGUCCAGGUCCGGUACCGGCUCCGGGUCGUCCCCACGGGCAGCCUGGGCCCGGCCCGGGGGUCCAACCACGCCCUGGACCGGGACCUGGACCCCCCACGCAGCUACAAGGACCUGCACCUGGACCUGGGGGGCCCCGGGGGGCCCGGCCCGGGCCUGGACCAGUACUGCGAGCAGCUCUGGUACCGCGAGAGGCGGCAGAAGCAGAAGCUGCAGAAGCUGCUGAAGCAGGAGAGCAGGAAGAAGGCCCGGGUGAGGAGGCACUUCCCCCCCGGGGGCCCCCAGUAGGGGCCAGGGGGCCGGGGGGAUCCGGGGGAAGGCUGGGGGGGCCCGGGUGAGGAGGCACUUCCCCCCCGGGGGCCCCCAGUAAGGGCCCAGGGGGCCAUGGGUCCCCAGGUCCCCGGAUUUCUGGACACCAAGGGUCAAGGGGACCUGGGGACCUGGAGACCUGGGGACCCAGAGACCUGGGUACCUGGGUACCCGGGGACCCGGACUUGCAGAGGACAGUUUGCUUCUUCAGCAAACACGCCAUCGUGGCGCCGCCACCAUCAUGCCGCCGCCUGCAGGAUUUCUGCCAUAAAAACUGACUAAUAUAUAUAAAAUAAAUAGUUUAUUCUCGGUGCAACGAGGGAUGAAAACAGCAGGUCAGAAAGUGUCUUUAUUUCUUUUGUUUAUAGGAAAGAUUUUGUAAACCAACUUUUAACUGUGUCGUAUAUCAAGAGUGUAUUUUAACGCUUAUUUUAGAUGUAAAACAGCAGAAAACCUUAAAAACGUUGUCCUGCAGUAACUUAAUAAAUCAAUAAAAAACAAUUGUGUUUUUAACAAAACAUAAAAUGUUGUGUGUUUAAACACGUUCGGUUGGUCCGGUUUCACAAUUCCUGUUUUUGCUGUUAUUUCUUCUUUGUUAUUUUCAACCUGGGUAGAAUCGACUGCUGUGAUUUUGGAUCCCGAUGCAGGUUUUUCAGUAAAACUAGUCGAACUAGUCGAGGUUUCAUUAGCGACUAUCGCGGUGGUUCUUCGCUCCUGCAUGGGGGGUCCCAUCAUGCCUGGCUGUGAUUGGUCCGGUACUCUCUGUACCGGAGGAACUGGCUGUAGACGGGGGGGUACCAGGGGUCCCAGGGGUACCAGGGGUCCCGGCUCUUCCUUCACGUUUUUAGCCAUAAUUCAAGAGCAGGUUCACUUCUGCAAGGCUUUACACCAUCCACAUCCAUUUCGGGCUUAACGGACUUCAUAUUUAACUGUGUAACAAAUACAUUAAAUGUUUUCUUUGUGUAUUUAUGUUUGUUUGGAGGCCGACGUGUUCACGCCACCAGUGGAACUAAGGCCUGAGAUUAAACGCACAUUCAUGGAACCAGAACGUGUAGCUCUUUCACAUCCACGUGUUUUAAAGAACUCUAUUUUUGAUAGACUUCAGUGUGUUUUACCUGGUUAUAUAAACUCUGAUAAGCUUUUAGACCAAGAACCAAGAAACAACAAUGUUUUUACUGUAUGUAAAUAAGCCACAAAUGAUAACGUACAAUAAAAAUGAAUAAUAUAAAGAAAAA